This is a messenger RNA of Lynx canadensis (Canada lynx), 1432 nucleotides long. It is a transcript of the gene INCA1, whose product is annotated as inhibitor of CDK, cyclin A1 interacting protein 1. The record is from RefSeq and is a predicted model, not a curated record. Gene Ontology annotation, cellular component: cytoplasm. Gene Ontology annotation, molecular function: cyclin binding; cyclin-dependent protein serine/threonine kinase inhibitor activity. Gene Ontology annotation, biological process: negative regulation of cell population proliferation; negative regulation of cyclin-dependent protein serine/threonine kinase activity. NCBI's taxonomy places the organism in Eukaryota, Metazoa, Chordata, Mammalia, Carnivora, Felidae.
ACGCGCGUGCGUUCAGCUCCUAGAAACGUCCGGCUCUUAGGAAAAACCCCCGAAGCGCGCUCUCUCUUUCCUUUUCCCGGACCCACGCGGCCCCUUUGCGAUCUCUGCAUCUUCGGCUGGUCUCGUCCCUGUUGCAUGAGUGAGUGAUUCAUCCUCCUUUUUCCUCCCAGCGCCAAUGAGGAGACUCGGUCCAGCCGCCCAGCCCAGGCCAGUGGUGCAGGGAGAGGACCGUGCAGACGACCUCAUCCCCUUCGCCAAGUGCUCCAGGGUGGUCAGCCGACCUGCACCACCCCGCCUGCCUUCCCAGAGCCUCACGCUGAUGCCCCAGCGGUAUGGAGACCUCUUCUGGGAGAGCCUUAGCCAAAGGCCCAGCCCCACCUGGACGGAAGAAUGGCACAUCCCUCCCUCGCCGAGAGCCACUGGUUGCUCCCAGCCUGGCCUGUACCCCCUUGAGAGGCUCCCACCCCCUGAGGUGCUUUGCAGAAGAAAGAGAAGGAGGCCACAUUUGGCGGGAAUGCAGCAGGGACCUGCGGGCAUCCCAGCCCAGGUGAGGGCUGUCACUUAUCACCUGGAGGAUCUAAGGAGGCGACAGAGAAUCAUCAAUGAACUGAAGAAGGCUCAGUGGGACGUCUCGGGGGCCGCACCUGAGCCCCUGGCACCUGCCACUGCCGGCUGCGGAGUCCCCAGCGCCACCGAGUACCCGGGUCUGGAAGAGGCGAGGGCUACCUAUCCACAGGAGGAAGGCCACCCUGUCACCACUGGCAGGACCCAGCUGCUCUGGUCCCCCUGGAGCCCCCUGGGCCUGGGGGGGGGGGUCGGUGUCCCCAGACGACUGGGCUCUCUGGCCUCCUACAGCGCUGUCCCAGCGGGCGGGAACCGCCUCCGCUCCCCCUGGGGCAUGGAGGUGCAGUCUGCGGAGUAAGGAGGAACCCCCAGGCCCUAGGUGUCCGCGCGCUGCCUGGCGGGGGGAGGGGGCGGGCAGGCUCGCCGGCAGACCUGGAGCCUCCCCCUUGUGACGCCGAGGCCUUUCCCUUCCGCAGCCUCUCCCAGCGACCUCCCCGCGCUCGGCACUGGGCGCUAACAGCCCCCUUGGCCGCCCGUGUCAAGCCAUCCCCCAGGGCUCCGCACGGCCUAUCGCCCCCACCGCCCCCCCCCAACCGCCCGCCCGCGCUGGCUGGCACUGUGUUCUCUGCUCUGCUCGGGUAUUAAAAAGCAAGCGCGUUGAGCCCGAAGUGUCUUUCUGCUCGUGGAGCAGUGAUGGCGAGGCUGGCGCGCACGGAGGGCUGCGUCACCUCGAGGACCCGGCUAAGAUGAAGUCGGGCUGGACCCCCCGAGCUCGAAGAGUCCCGCCGAGCCCCGCUCUUCCAGCCCCGGGGCGGCCCGCGCCCCGCUCUCUCGGCCCGGGCUCGGACCGCACUUCCGCCCCCCCCGG